CCAUCAACUUAAAAAAUAUUCACAAAGGAUUUUUAUUUUUUUUUAUUCUUUUAUUAUUUGUUUUUUCAGUUGCUUAUUUUGCCUUGCUUUCCUUUGCUUUGCCUUGCCCUGGAAUUCUAAAUUAAAACUUGUAAACAAAUUUAUUCAAGAUUUGGGAUGAAAUCCGGUCGGAUCUUGCUUUGUGGGAUGUGGAUUUUGGUGGGUCUUAUUUCAAUACAAAGCUCUUCUUUUCGGUUUCUCCUCCUCCCAUAGUUUUCACAAAUCAGACUACAGAGAGAAAAGCAGAGUUCCUCUGGAUAUAUCCCCUGUUUCUUAAUAUUAUUCUUCUCUAUUCGAUCUCUGGCUUUGGCUUUGAUCUUGGAACUGUAAUUGGAGCAAUGGGCAUGGCUACCGAGUCGCAGUUUCAUGUUUUGGCUGUUGAUGACAGCCUCAUAGAUAGAAAGCUGAUUGAGAAGCUCCUCAAGACCUCAUCGUAUCAAGUUACUACAGUUGAUUCUGGUACAAAGGCUCUAGAGUUUCUGGGUUUGCAUGAAGAUGACCAAAGCAACCCAAAUACAGCCCCUGUUUUCCCAAACAAUCAUCAGGAAGUGGAAGUGAAUCUUAUUAUUACAGAUUACUGUAUGCCUGGCAUGACAGGCUAUGAUUUGCUCAGGAAAAUCAAGGAGUCUUCUUCCCUGAGAAACAUACCAGUGGUGAUUAUGUCAUCUGAGAAUGUGCCUUCAAGAAUCAACAGAUGCUUGGAAGAAGGAGCAGAAGAGUUUUUCUUGAAGCCAGUAAGACUAUCAGAUGUGAAUAGGCUUAAGCCACAUAUAAUGAAAACAAAAUUGAAGGAUCAAAAACAAGAAAACACAGAUGAUGAUGAUGAUGAAUCAGGAAACCCAGUUCUUCAAUCACAAGAAGAACACCCGCAGCGGCAACAGCAACAGCAACAACACCACCACCAACAUAGCAAUAGUAACAAGAGGAAGGCCUUGGAAGAAGGGCUUUCACCUGAAAGAACAAGACCCAGAUACAAUGGCGUCACCACAGUGGUCUGAUGAUUAAUCAUGAAAAUAAUUUUCCCCUUUGAUCUGAACAAUGUAAUUUUUAUAAUUUUUUUUUUUUUUUUUUUUUUUAAUCUUAAACUGUGCGCUGGUUAAUACAGGGUCAAUAGGAGUGUAGAGAGAGCUGUUUCAUGUAUACAUUUUACAUGAAAAUAUUUCAAUCCAA
Messenger RNA from Alnus glutinosa, 1209 nucleotides. RefSeq names its product two-component response regulator ARR9. NCBI's taxonomy places the organism in Eukaryota, Viridiplantae, Streptophyta, Magnoliopsida, Fagales, Betulaceae. Bases 378 to 1037 code for a protein of 219 amino acids. Gene Ontology annotation, biological process: cytokinin-activated signaling pathway; phosphorelay signal transduction system. The record is from RefSeq and is a predicted model, not a curated record. The transcript has 5 exons.